CAGAGCCCGACGACCUGAGACUAUUUCCACAAUGCCUGUGUAGUUUCCAUUCUGGAGCCAAUCUGCAUCAGUUUUUUUUUUACUCAUUCACAUUUAAAAAAGACUUCCCUUGAGAACUAUGACUGGAGUAUUCGACCGGAGAAUCCCGAGUGUGAAACCAGCAGAUUUCCAGAAUUCUUUCCAGCUUUCCACCAUGCAUCAUCCGUCUCAGGAAUCUCCUACUUUACCCGAGUCCACCGCCACGGAUUCUGGCUACUACAGUCCCGCCGCUGGAGUCUCUCACGGCUACUGCUCGCCGACUUCCACCUCAUACGGAAAGCCGCUCAAUGCGUACCAGUACCAGUACCCGACCGUAAACGGAUCCGCUGGAAGUUUCCCGACCAAGGCUUACACAGACUACAGCUCGUACACCACCCCCGUUUACCACCAGUAUGCUGGUUCUUACAGCAGACCUCAACUGAGUCCGCAAGAAAAGGACAUUGUGGAACCUGAGGUUAGGAUGGUCAACGGAAAGCCGAAAAAAGUGAGAAAACCUCGGACGAUUUACUCCAGUUUCCAACUGGCCGCCCUGCAGAGACGGUUCCAGAACACCCAGUACCUGGCCCUGCCGGAGAGAGCCGAACUGGCCGCUUCCCUCGGUCUCACGCAAACACAGGUGAAAAUCUGGUUCCAGAACAGGAGAUCUAAAAUGAAGAAGAUCAUGAAAAACGGCGAGCUUCCACCGGAGCACAGUCCCAGUUCCAGCGACCCCAUGGCGUGCAACUCCCCACAGUCCCCGGCGGUGUGGGACCCACACGGGCCCUCCAGGCCCCACAGCCUCCAGCCCCAAAACAUCAUCAACACGUCGGCUUCGAAUUUUUUGGAAAGCUCGGGGUCUUGGUACACCGCCUCAACCGGCACCUCGAUGCAGGCCUCCCACUUGCAGAGCCCGAACUCUAUACAACACUCUUUGGCUCUCGGAGCGGGGACGUUAUAUUGAAAAAAAAAAAAUAAAAAAAAAUGUUCAUUUCACUUUUUGUUGAAAAAAAACAAACUUCUAUGGACUCGUGUUGACAUUUCAGGGGAAUAUGCAAUGUAUUUGGCAGUCCUAGAAGACAAGGUGUAAAAUGUGUAAAUGUGUGCAUGUAAUUUAUUGCAUUUUGGAAGACUAUUAAACGUUUAA
Nerophis lumbriciformis (worm pipefish) is the source of this 1162-nucleotide messenger RNA. It is a transcript of the gene dlx5a, whose product is annotated as distal-less homeobox 5a. Gene Ontology annotation, molecular function: RNA polymerase II cis-regulatory region sequence-specific DNA binding; DNA-binding transcription factor activity, RNA polymerase II-specific. The record is from RefSeq and is a predicted model, not a curated record. Gene Ontology annotation, biological process: embryo development; regulation of transcription by RNA polymerase II; cell differentiation. NCBI's taxonomy places the organism in Eukaryota, Metazoa, Chordata, Actinopteri, Syngnathiformes, Syngnathidae.